Messenger RNA from Meira miltonrushii, 1548 nucleotides. RefSeq names its product alpha/beta-hydrolase. NCBI's taxonomy places the organism in Eukaryota, Fungi, Basidiomycota, Exobasidiomycetes, Exobasidiales, Brachybasidiaceae. The record is from RefSeq and is a predicted model, not a curated record. Gene Ontology annotation, molecular function: serine-type carboxypeptidase activity. Bases 1 to 1548 code for a protein of 515 amino acids. The transcript is spliced from 3 exons. Gene Ontology annotation, biological process: proteolysis.
AUGGGAUCAGCGCAGCAUACUAAACCAUCCAAAAAACGCUGGAAUGGUUCUCAUUGGCAAAAAUUCCCAACUCGUCCAACUCCAAUUCGACCGCCCCGCUUACCAAACCUUCAGGAAAAGCCGAUCUACUCAAGACAGACGGUGAAUAAACACUUGCCUCCUGGAGUUGAACCAUCAGCAGGCUGUACAGCCUGCAAAUCAAGCCUACAAUUUACCAAUAAAGAAGCCAAAAAGUACGAAGUUGGUACAAAUAUUCCCGGUUUACCUUUUAAAACAAAACAAUCAUGGGCGGGUAAUAUAGCUAUGCCAGAUACGCCAACGACAAAAAAUGCAUCCUUACAUUUUUGGCUUUGGGGUAAAGAUGAUUUUCGUCCUGGGGAUGAUUUGAUCAUUUGGAUGAACGGUGGACCGGGCUGUUCAAGUCUGGUUGGUCUGGGACAAGAAAUUGGUCCGUUCAUUUUUCCGCCUGGUGAAGAUCAAGCUCGGCCUAAUGCUUAUUCAUGGACGAUUGCAGCAAAUGUUCUCUUUAUUUCGCAACCUGUCGGAGUAGCGUUCACAACAGGAACAACAAACAACACAAAUGAAGAUCAGAUAAGUCAGCAAUUUGUCACCUGGCUAUUCCACUUUUUUGCCGUUUUUCCCAAUUUACGGUUCAACAGAAUAUGGAUUGCUGGAGAGAGCUAUGUUGGUCGCUAUGCAGCUUAUUUUCUGGAUGCGUACCGUAGAAAUCCUGCCGGAAAAUAUCUCCAAGGAAUUAAGGGCGGAAUUUUAUUUUCACCAGUGGUUUCCGACCUCACGGUGCAAUUGGAUGCAGUUACGUAUGAGUUCGCUAAACUCAAUAAAAACAUCUUGAGGUUCAAAGAAGAAGAUCUAAAGAUUGUCAAAAACGAAUCUGACACUUGUCAUUUGACAAAUUUCACAUACAAUUAUCUGACCUACCCACCUCAAUCAAGAUUACCCGACCCGAACCCAGAAUGUUUGACGUUUGACUUAUACCUCGAAUUGGCAAGACAGCAUAAUUCGCAUUUCAACAUGUAUAAUAUCGAGGAACCGAAUAUGGGAUUACCCGGGCAACCAACCGCUUUGGAAAAAUUUUUCAAUCGAACAGAUGUUCAAGAUUAUAUCCAUGCUCCUCGUCAAAAUUUCAAGAUUUGUAAGCAAGUUUUCGCCGAUGAAAAUUAUGACGAAUCAGAACCACCAGAUCGAUCGCCUUCUUUUCAAAAAUCAAUACUUGCUCUAAUGGUUGAGUAUAGUACGAAUUUUACUAUUAUGUCCGGUUUACUUGAUGGAUUGGUGAUGAGUAGAGGACUUGAAUUGGCUUUGCAAAAUCUCACAUGGGGAGGAGAACAAGGCUUUAAUUAUCCGCCAAGCGGUAGGGUACCUUUAUGCGAUAUGGAAGGAAACAAGAGAGCGUUUGCAACGUUUAGUGAGCGUAAAUUACGCUAUGUAGCGGUACCUGAUGCUGGACAUAUGAUACCAAUGGAUGAGCCUUCUUUAUCACUCAACGCUGCAUUAUCGAUGCUUGGACGUGGAAGUCUGUUUUGUUGA